Messenger RNA from Cynoglossus semilaevis (tongue sole), 7499 nucleotides. RefSeq names its product ankyrin repeat domain 50 (gene ankrd50). The coding region runs from base 1168 to 5163 and encodes 1331 amino acids. The transcript has 4 exons. Gene Ontology annotation, molecular function: protein binding. Lineage: Eukaryota; Metazoa; Chordata; Actinopteri; Pleuronectiformes; Cynoglossidae. The record is from RefSeq and is a predicted model, not a curated record.
UUUGUUUUUUUUGUUUGUUGUUUUUGUGUUUUUUGACCAGACUGCACAGUUUUCUUAAAUGCAAGGUCACUUUUUAUUUUAGCUCAUACUGUAUAGGUAGUAGCUCUGUUUUGUAACAUCGCCUUCACAAUGUUGACAUUUUACUUAUUUGUUUUUUAACAAUGGCGACAAAUGGCUGAAACUCCAAUUCCCAGGAGAUCUUGCAGCCCCCCUCCGGCCCUCGUGUAUGAGCUCUCUCUCUGCAUGCAGUGGUGAGAAUGCAGAGUGUUUGGAGGCGGAGGAAAGGGAGUCAGUCGGCUCACAGAGGAGCUGUGUUGGGCAGCAGGAGGAGCCGAAGCGCAGCGACCGAAAAGGCAGAUACAGCGACUGAAAAAGAAAGACGCGAAAGCGGCACAAAUUCAACCGUUUGGACUUUGAAAUUGCACCGAAGAAUACAGUUACCGGAAGACAUUUAACAUAUGGACUAAAAGGAAGAGAUUGAGCUCCGAGGAACAGACACAUCCACAUCGACCAAUCCCCGUCCUAAAAACGACAGAAGGAAUCGGCAAAAAGGAGGAGGGUCAGAGCCAGUCGUUCAUGUGUUAUUGGAGAAAAUGACUCUGCACUGGCAGCCGCUCUUCAUGCUAAUGUAAUGGAAACAUGCUUUGGUCAUCCCCGUAACAUCUGAAAUGCAUCUGCGGGACUAUACCAUCAACUCCCAUGGCUAAUUGUAUCAAGUGGUGGCGGCUGCAGUUUGCCAGUAAAUGCACUCCAGAGCUGGGUGCCCUGCCAUGCCCUGCGCCAUGCUAAAACAGCAUGCUCAUAAUAACAAGGAGCACUCAGUUCAGCCAGUGGGAAAGCUUUGGAAAAAGUUGGUGGAAAAUCUAGGUCUUGAGAAUCAAUUUUGAUUCUCCUUUAUUUAUUUUUUCAAAUUUUGACCUAGAUAUUCUGAAGCACUGCUUCUGCAGCCAUCCACGGCUGUGCUGGUUCUUUUGCCUCCUCAUUCACUCCAGUCCUUUGGUCCUACAUAAAAAAAAACUGUGAAGUGCACCCUGCUUUAACCUAAGCAAAAUGGAUUUUGGAAUUUGAAGCAAGCUCUUGGUUGUGAGGUGAAAAUGUGAGGGGAGGAAGUAAGGCAAGGACCCCUAUGAAGUGGAGGAAUAGGCGGAAGCACAGUGCAAGAUCAAAAUGGCCCAAACCAGUUUGCUGCAGGGGAAGCGUUUUUACUGCCGGGAGUGGGUCUUCCAUAAGAUCCAGCAUUGCCUCCAGGAGAAAACAAACAACCUGAGCGGAGCGACCGGCACUCACAGCAAGCAGCAGCCGCUGGCACCCAGCGGGGGUGCGUCCACUCCCGGUAGCCUCACAGCAGGAUCCACUAAGUCAAGCAGCUCCUGGGGGGUGUUGCUGGUGGGAGGGCCAGGAAGUGGGAAAACUGCUCUGUGCACAGAGUUGUUAUGGCCCACAUCUGCACAAGGAACUCACCGGGGUCUGAACCAGCAAAGCUUGGCAUUCCACUUCUGCCGUGCAGACGACUCUGAUACGUUGUGUGUCAGUGGGUUUAUCAGGAGCCUGGUGGGUCAGAUCUGCCGCAGCGAGUUGGUGCCGGGAUAUGAGGAGAAGUUAAGGGACCCGGCUGUGCAGAGCACUUUGCAGCCCGGAGAGUGUGAGAGGAACCCAACAGAGGCGUUCAAGAGAUGUGUCCUCCUGCCACUCCUCAGCAUAAAGCCUCCUCAGCAGUCCCUCUUUCUUCUCGUGGACUCCAUCGACGAAGGCUGUCAGCUGGGUGAGGCGGAGCAGCGAUCUUCCCUCGCCUCCCCCAGGACCAUUGCUGAACUCCUGGCCAGUCAUCAUGAGUUUCUGCCUCCCUGGCUGCUGCUCAUCUGCUCUGCCAGACGACAGAACAAGGCUAUCACCAAACUGUUUACAGGAUUUCGCAAAAUCAGCCUUGAUGAUCUGCGUAAAGCCUACAUCGUCAAGGAUGUGCAACAGUACAUCCUUCAUAGACUGGAUCAAGAAGAGGCAUUGAGGCAGCAUCUGACCAAAGAGACAGCUGAGAUGCUUAAUCAACUUCACAUCAAAAGCAGUGGCUGCUUCCUCUACCUUGAGCGGGUGCUGGAUGGCGUGGUGGAGAACUUCAUCAUGCUUCGUGAAAUACGUGAUAUCCCCGGAACACUCAAUGGUCUCUACCUGUGGCUCUGCCAGAGACUAUUUGUCAGAAAACAGUUUGUCAAAGUUCAACCAAUUCUAAAUGUUAUCCUUGCAACCUGCAGACCACUCACAGUAAAAGAACUGUACCAUGCAGUCUGGACCAAAAACAUGACACUGACUAUGGAAGAGUUUCAAAAAAAGAUGGACAUUCUCUCCAAGUUGUUAGUCGAAGGCCUCGGGGGUACUAAAAUCCUCUUUCACUACAGUUUUGCAGAGUGGCUACUGGAUGUCAAGCAUUGUACACAAAAGUACUUGUGCAAUGCAGCGGAAGGUCACCGGAUGUUGGCCAUGAGUUACACCUGCAGGGCAAAGCAGCUUAAACCACUCGAAGUGCAAGAAUUUGCACUACACCUUGUUAAUUCCAAUCUGCAGAUUGAGCCUUUUAAUCUUGCUCUUUGGAUGGUUUGGAAUGGAACCCCUGCUAAAGACUCUCUCUCUACUUCCAUACCUAGAGAACAGGAAGUUCUCCAGCUUUUAGUAAAAGCUGGGGCGCAUGUCAAUAAUGAGGAUGACCAUGCUUCGUGUAUUGUACAACAGGCCUUAGAAAGAGAGGACUCAAUAAGAACAUUACUUGACAAUGGGGCAUCAGUAAACCAGUGUGACUCAAGUGGAAGAACUCUACUGUCCAAUGCUGCAUACAGUGGAAACCUUGACGUGGUUAACUUGCUCAUUUCAAGAGGGGCAAACAUGGAGCUCGAGGACAACCACGGACAAACAGCACUUACACUCGCUGCAAGACAGGGCCAUACCAAAGUGGUCAAUUGUCUAAUUGGGUGUGAGGCCAACAUAAACCACACAGAUCACGAUGGAUGGACAGCCCUUCGCUCAGCAGGUUGGGGUGGACAUUCAGAGGUUGUAUCUGCUCUGCUCUAUGCUGGUGCCAAAGUAGACUGUGCUGAUGCCGAUGGUAGAACCGCUUUAAGAGCUGCAGCUUGGGGAGGUCAUGAAGACAUAGUAUUGAACCUGCUUCAGCAUGGGGCUGAGGUCAACAAGGCAGACAAUGAAGGAAGAACAGCUCUCAUUGCUGCAGCAUAUAUGGGACACAGAGAGAUUGUGGAACACCUCCUAGACCAUGGAGCUGAAGUUAAUCAUGAAGAUGUAGAUGGAAGGACUGCCCUUUCCGUUGCUGCCCUUUGUGUUCCUGCAAGUAAAGGUCAUGCUUCUGUUGUGAGCCUUCUCAUUGACAGAGGGGCAGAAGUUGACCACUGUGACAAAGACUGUAUGACACCUCUCCUUGUGGCUGGCUAUGAAGGACAUGUUGAUGUUGUCGAUUUACUUUUGGAAGGUGGAGCUGAUGUGGAUCACACAGACAACAAUGGCCGUACCCCGCUUCUUGCAGCUGCAUCAAUGGGCCAUGCAUCAGUUGUCAACACGUUACUCUUCUGGGGCGCUGCUGUCGACAGCAUUGAUAGUGAGGGCAGGACGGUGCUUAGCAUUGCAUCUGCUCAGGGUAACGUAGAAGUGGUCAGAACUCUGCUGGACAGAGGCUUGGAUGAGAACCACAGGGACGAUGCAGGCUGGACCCCUCUACACAUGGCUUCAUUUGAGGGCCACCGCCAAGUGUGCGACGCACUUAUUGAGCAGGGUGCCCGUUGCACAGAGGUGGAUAACGAUGGGAGAAUACCGCUUAUACUGGCUGCACAGGAAGGACAUUAUGACUGUGUGCAAAUUCUUCUGGAGAACAAGUCCUGCAUUGACCAGAGAGGGUAUGAUGGUAGAAAUGCUCUCAGGGUGGCUGCACUAGAAGGCCAUAGAGACAUUGUUGAACUGCUGCUGAGCCACGGUGCAGACAUUGAUUACAAGGAUGCAGAUGGUCGACCAACACUUUACAUAUUGGCGCUUGAAAAUCAACUGGCAAUGACGGAAUAUUUCCUGGAAAAUGGAGCAAAUGUAGAGGCCUGUGACACUGAAGGCAGAACGGCCCUCCAUGUUUCCUGCUGGCUAGGGCACAUUGAAAUGGUGAGGCUCUUAAUUAACUAUCAUGCUGACGUGAAUGCCUGUGACAAUGAGAAACGAUCUGCCCUCCAGUCCGCAGCCUGGCAAGGCCACACAAAAGUGGUUCAGUAUCUAAUAGAGAAUGGCACACAUGUUGAUCACACCUGCAACCAGGGGGCAACAGCACUGGGCAUAGCUGCACAGGAGGGCCACAUUGAUGUUGUACAAAUACUUCUUGAAAAUGGUGCUGACCCCAACCAUGCUGACCAGUUUGGGCGCACUGCGAUGAGAGUGGCAGCGAAAGGUGGACACUCUAUGAUCAUCAAACUUUUAGAAAAGUAUGGGGCUUCAACUCUAAAUGGCUGUAACCCUUCCCCAGUGCACACCCUGGAAGAAAAAACACCUCUGGCUGUGACAGGUAAAAUGCAGUCACUUACGAUUAAAUCGAGCAGUUCUGGCAGCACGGGAGCUGGAGACAUGCAAUCAUCAGGACGCGGUGUGACAAAUGGACCCGUUCAUGCUUUCAGUUCACCAUCUGAGUCACCAGAUUCCACUGUAGAUAGACAGAAAUCCUCCUUGUCUAACAACUCUCUUAAGAGUUCAAAGAACUCAUCACUGAGAACAACAUCUUCUACAGCCACAGCUCAAACUGUGCCGAUAGACAGUUUUCAUGGCUUGACGUUCACGGAACAAAUUCAACAGCACUCACUGCCUCGUAGCCGGAGCAGACAGUCCAUAGUGUCACCCUCCUCCACAACUAAAUCCACCAGUCAGCAACCAUCAUCUCCAUCCAAUGAUUUUGACUGGUCUCAGUUAAAACCUGGUCUGAAAUCUUCAACUGGAAGUAGGUCUGGCAAUGGCACAUCAAACAGCAAAGGCGGCGAUAAGAAGAAAAACAAAAACAGUAGAUCAACACAAGGUCAGGUUUUGGAGUAUGAAAUGACACAGUUCGACAAGAGAAUCGCCUUCAACAAAUCUGUAGCAAACAUCUCGGUGAAGGAUCCCCACUGUAAGAUCAUGAUUGGCAGUUCAAUUCAGUAGGAGAGAGGCCAAAACCAGGAUCAGUUCUUUAUCCAGCAACAAAGCUGUGCUGAGAAGAAGCGAAAUGGCAUCAUGACCAACCCCAACUAUCACCUACAGGGUAAUCAGGUGUUCCUGAGUAGAGUGUCAGUUCCUAGGACUGUACAGAACAGAGGUCACGAGGAUGUUCUAGAGAGUUAUCCCAUUGGAGAUACAGAGCUUAGCCUUAAACAGGCCCUCAAACUGCAGAUUGAAGGCUCAGACCCUGGAUUUAACUACAAAAAGGAAACUCCAUUAUAGUUGGUAAGAUACCCGUCAAUGUGUGCAUCAAGCAUUUACAGAGGAAAUUACGGCUAGGGUCACAGUGUGUAGGUAAUUCUUCACUGACAGAGGCUAUUUCCAGAGACUAAUAGCAGACUAUUGGUUGUUACUGGAUUGCAUUCAACAGAGUUACAAAGUGGUUUUAAUCAGACGUGCAUGAAGAAUCAAUCUCUAUUUGUAGAAGCAGACCUGUCUCCCAAAAUAAACAUUAACCCCAGUCAUCCCUGUACCGUUGCAGAUGUCUUGAAUGCCAUUCGUCACAUAGACCAUUGCAAGGUUUGUGCCAAAGCAACUGUUUUCACCUGCAUUUUUCUUUCUUCUUUUUUUUGUCCAGCAGACCUAAAAAAUAAUAACCAAGAGAAAGAUUGUUAAUCGCUGCCUGAGGCUUUUGUGAACUGAAACUUCAACAUGCCUACAUCUGUUACAACAGCCCUCGCCAUUUAUUAAUGCAAACUAUCAUUUUUAAUUUAAUGUAAUGCUAUUUAAUAAACAGUGUAUGCACUUUUAAAAGAGUUAAGAUGACAGACAUGUUUUUUUAUUUGUAUCCCAUCCAUAUUGUGUCAUAACAAGUCAAAAGAAACAUUCAAUUCAUUCAUUUAUCAUUGUUUUAUGUUAUUUUUGUUUUGUCUGUUUAUUAUUAUUUUAACACUGACAGCAAUGUAAUACUGAGUACAUUGUCACAAACAAGAGGACAUAACAGUAACUGAUGUCAUGGUAUGAACCUAAUGCAUUUAUAGUCUGCCUUUCUAGAGACCCCAAAUAAUCUGUGUUAGCCUUGAUCAGUGUGCUAAACCUACAUUUGUGUAAUAUAUUGAUAGCAAUGGCAGUUAAUUUCAUGAAUAUAUUCAUGCAUAUUUAUUUUUAUUUUUGGAAGAAAAAGCCACUUUGCUGCAUUUUUUGUGUUGCAUUAGCUCUACCAUGGUGCUGUGUUCAGAAGUUACCUGCAAUUAUUUUUUUUAGUUGUCACUGUGCUUUUCUGUGUUAUAAAUCUUAAAGAGAGAUGCAGUGAUUCAUUGAAAAUUGAGUUUUAAAAUAUCAUUUUCAUCCCUAUGGGAUUGUUUUUGACGUGUGUGUUGUUUUUGUGUGCAUAAAAUAUAUUUUAAAAAACUCAUUGUGAACAGUUAACAUAAGUUUGGUGCUAAACACGUAAACUUAACGUGACUGCAGUGAUAUAAGAAAAGUAAAGGCAUCUGUCAAUUUGUCCAGGUUACAUCUGUUAUUUAACUGCACUGCAAAAAUAACUAAAUCCAGGCUUUGUUUUUUGUUCAACGUCAUGUGGUUCAUCUUUAGUGAUUCUUUUUUGUGUGUGUGAAUAUUUCAGGGGCACUGCACAAAAAUCAGCCUAAAAGAUGCGUUUCACCGAUUAAAAUUUUAGCCAUCAGUGAGGAGUGUUUUAAAUACAAAACUGUAAAAAGCCAAAGUUUAAAAAAAAGCACUAUCCACGCCCCGUCCCCACCAUUGUGGAGCUGAAAAACAGUUAAACAGAACUCCAGUCCCGGUGGGAGAAAGAGAGAAGGAGGUGCUCCAAUAUGGCACUGAGGGAACCCAAACAUCUGUUUCUCAUGAAUUCUGCAGAGCUGUGUUAGCGUUUACAGGCCGUGUCAUAUUUUUGCAGGCUUUUCAUACUGUUAACAGUGAGCUAUUUUUCACUCUGACCUGGGAUCAGUGGGGGGAGCAGAAAACCUAUCGCAUGCACAAACACUUGUAAGCCCUAGUGAAAGCUCUCAGCUCUAUAGUACUACAGUUGCUCAAAUGUAUGCCAUGAAGGGUCAACAAAAGGAUUCAAGGCUGGACGGAGUCUAGGAACAGUGUUGUUAUGAAGACAAAGCUGUAUAGUCUUUGUUAAGCAGUUACCUUGUUUGUCUGAACUGUGUUGUGUCUGUCAUCUUUGAUUUGACUGUCAGUGUGUGGAUUGUAAAUAGCUUCCCGUGUACAUUGACUUUCAGUUAAAAAACAAUAGAAUUCCUGUAUAAUAUGAAGUGGAAUUUUCCGAUGUAUAUUAAAGUGCUUAAUAAACAUAUUUGCUUUACUGCUGA